AUGUCUUCCUUUGGACACACGUUCCCCUUCUAUGCUGGCCCUAAGCCCACUUUCCCCAUGGAUACCACCUCAGCAGUCAUUAUCACGGUCUUCUUAACUGUACUGGUCACGUUCAUCGGAAUCUUGCCUGGUAUCCGAGGCAAGAUGAGGCUGUUUUGGCUGCUUCGGGUGGUGACCAGCCUAUUCAUUGGAGCUACCACACUGGCUGUGAACUUCAGUGGCGAGUGGUCUGUGGGCCGGGUCAACACCAACACUACGUAUAAGGCCUUUAGCCCCGUGAGGAUCAAUGCAGAUGUAGGGUUGCAAAUAGGUCUUCGAGGGAUCAAUAUCACCCUUACAGGGAUACCAGUACAGCAGCUGAAUGAGACCAUUCACUACAAUGAACAGUUCAGAUGGCACUUUGGACAGAAUUAUGCUGAGGAGUAUAUAGAAGCACUGGAGAAGGGGGUACCUGACCCAGUACUCUACUUGGCAGAGAAAUUUACUCCAAAUAGUCCCUGUGGCCUGUACCGCCAAUACCGCCUGGCUGGACACUAUGCUUCUGCCACACUUUGGGUCGCAUUCCUUUGCUGGCUGUUAUCAAAUGUGCUGUUUUCCAUGCCUGUAUUAAUUUAUGGUGGAUACAUGCUCCUGGCCACAGGGGUCUUCCUCAUCCUUUCACUAAUCUUCUUCUCCACGGCCACCACACUGACUCCAAUGUGUCCACUCCGCCUGGGCUCUGCUUCCCUGCACACUCAACAUGGACCUGCCUUCUGGAUCUCACUGGCUACUGGGCUGCUGUGUAUUCUGCUGAGCCUAGCUGUGAUGGUGAUGCACAGGAUACGACCAGGCAGGCUGAAGAUUUUCUUCAACCAAAGUGGGGUAGAGGAAACUGAAAAGAUAGCAGGUCCAGAGGAAGGGGGACUCCUGAGUCCACGAUACAGGACUUCAGUAGAGAGCCCUGGGGACCAAGAUAUAACUCUGUCAGAACCUCCCAGUGAGGAGCCCCUUACGGAGGAGCCCAUCAGGCCUCCAGAGGAGCCCCAGAGAGAGCCAGAGAGUUCCUUAUAA
This is a messenger RNA of Trichosurus vulpecula (common brushtail), 1050 nucleotides long. RefSeq names its product dual oxidase maturation factor 1 (gene DUOXA1). The transcript is spliced from 6 exons. Bases 1 to 1050 code for a protein of 349 amino acids. Gene Ontology annotation, cellular component: endoplasmic reticulum membrane. Lineage: Eukaryota; Metazoa; Chordata; Mammalia; Diprotodontia; Phalangeridae. The record is from RefSeq and is a predicted model, not a curated record. Gene Ontology annotation, biological process: protein transport.